This is a messenger RNA of Hyla sarda, 2481 nucleotides long. Its product is annotated as E3 ubiquitin/ISG15 ligase TRIM25-like. The coding region runs from base 580 to 2187 and encodes 535 amino acids. The record is from RefSeq and is a predicted model, not a curated record. Gene Ontology annotation, molecular function: zinc ion binding; protein binding. The transcript has a single exon. NCBI's taxonomy places the organism in Eukaryota, Metazoa, Chordata, Amphibia, Anura, Hylidae.
AUAUGUACACUACAAUAGGAAGAUCAAAUGUAGAGUGCGAGGGAGGGUUGUACAAGUUACAAAGGGUACAUGGUAGGCAUUGCAUAGAAGAUUGCGAGGAGGGACAAUCCGUUCGAACGCGUCACGUUUGAGAGAGUGCUAUCAGUUAGUUCAUCUAGUCAAGAUAUUUUACUUAGUUUAUCCAACCAUUGAGCUUUGGGUGAGGGGGGUUCUGACUCCACAGAAGAGGGAUGAGGGUUUUAGCAGCUGCUACCAUUUGUGUAGGUAAGAAUGUAAUAGUUGGUUGAAGUGCAGAUGUCAGUAAAGAACAUUAAAGAGCUGUGGACAGAGAGACAUUCCUGACUAUUACUUUAAGAAUCUUUAACUGAAAGUAAUAACCUGACUCUUUUAGAUGUGAUCAGAAUGUAGGCCCUAAAUAUACAACAGAUAGAAUAUAUGACUAUGAGAAGUGUCCAUGAACAGGUUAAUAGUGACUAAACUUGUGCUGUUCAGCCCUGCCCUGAGUAAAGUAUAAAAUUUGCCCUUUGGUUUCUGAGCGUCAGAGAUUUGUUGUUUUGUCUCCCUCUUCCUGGGUCAGCCAUGGCGUCUGCUGCUCUGAGAGACGAGCUGGACUGUUCCAUCUGUCUGAUCACUUAUAAAGAUCCUGUAAUGCUGAGAUGUGGACACAACUUCUGCCGGGUCUGUAUUGAUCGUGUGCUGGAUACACAGGACCAGUCUGGACUUUAUUCCUGUCCUGAAUGCAGAGAAGAGUUUCAGGAGCGGCCGACACUGAUGAGGAACAUCGCUCUGAGGAACAUAAUGGAGAACUUUCUGGUUACUCGUCCAACACCGACAGAACCCGGAAUCUUCUGCACUUACUGUGUGGACUCUCCUGUACCUGCUGUGAAAUCCUGUCUGCUGUGUGAGGCUUCUCUGUGUGAUAAACAUCUAGGAUUUCACAGCAAGACACCAGAACAUGUCUUAUCUGAGCCCAGAACUUCUCUGGAGAACAGGAAAUGUUCUGUCCAUAAGAAAAUCCUGGAAUAUUACUGCACUGAGGACGCUGCUUGUAUCUGUGUGUCCUGUGGAUUGGCUGAAGAACAUCGGGGACACCAGGUGGAGAUGAUGGAUGAGGCCUCUGAGAAGAAGAAGAAGAAACUAAGAAAUGUUCUUCAGAAACUGAUCAAAAAGAGAGAGGAGACUGAGGAAAGAGUCCGGAGUCUGGAGGAGCGCAGGAGAAAAGCUCAAGAAAAAUCAUCUGAAGAUGCGGAGAGAGUCACUGCCCUGUUUAUAGACAUGAGGAGACGGCUGGACGACCUGGAGAAGAGGGUCCUGAGUGCGAUCUCCAGGCAGGAAAAGGAAGAGUCACUGUCACUGUCUGCUCUGAUCCAUCAGCUGGAAAUAAAGAAGGACGAGCUGUCCAGGAAGAUGAGACACAUUGAGGAGCUGUGUAACAUGGCGGAUCCACUGACUGUCUUACAGGAUCCAGACACAGGUAACUUGUGUGAUCCUGAGGAGGGGGAAAGGGAUGACGACACAGGGGGACAUGAUAAGGCACAUGAUGUAGAUGAUCUGGAUGUGACUGUGAUCUCAGACACAUUCCACACAUUAUGUGACAUAAUAUCAGGUAUAAGGAGCGGGAUCUAUGAGGAGGAUCCUACAGACAUAUUACUGGAUGUAAACACAGCUGGUAAUUAUCUCCUUAUAUCAGACGACCUGAAAACUGCAACCGAGACAGAAGAGAAGCAGAAUCGUCCAGAAACAGCAGAGAAAUUCCAGGAUUAUCCACAGGUGAUGAGCAGAAGGAGAUUUACCUCAGGACGACAUUACUGGGAUGUGGAGAUCAGUAGAUCAGGAUGGAGGAGGGUGGGGAUGUGUUAUCCCAGUAUAGACAGGAGGGGAGAUCAGUCAGUCGUUGGAAAUAAUAACAAGUCCUGGGGUUUGUUGAGGAAUUGGAAUAAUUAUCAGUAUUAUGUGAUACAUGACAGUAAACAGAUCUGGUUACCUCACAAUAUCUCCAUUGAUAGAUUCAGGAUCUGUCUGGAUUAUGAGGCCGGGCAGCUGUCCUUUUAUGAGCUGUGUGACCCCAUCAGACACUUACACACCUUCACCACCACCUUCACCGAGCCCCUUCAUGCUGCAUUAUGGGUAGAGGGAGGUUCUAUAACAAUAUUAGGGGGAGACAGGAACUGGAAGAAACCAUCAUAAUAAGAAAACUGCUUAAAGAAACCAAGAUCCUGAUUGGUGGAUAAUUUAGCCAAUGGGAUGAAUGAGGAGGCAGGGCUACAGGGGAUGAUUGCUACAUGGCAGCCGUCCCUAUGACUAGAUCACAUGGUCUCAUUGAUUGACACAUUUCUACAUAUUGGGGCAAUCAGGUGUUUAGAGGAUUAUUUCUGCGUUAAUAAUAUUAAAGGGGAUUUCACGGGGUAAUAUUGUCUAAGACCAAAGGGUAGAAAUUCAUAUCCCCCAUACUCAUAGUGCCCCCUCUAAAGCUUCUACAGU